Brassica rapa (field mustard) is the source of this 1394-nucleotide messenger RNA. Its product is annotated as coproporphyrinogen-III oxidase 1, chloroplastic. Gene Ontology annotation, cellular component: cytoplasm; chloroplast stroma. Gene Ontology annotation, molecular function: coproporphyrinogen oxidase activity. NCBI's taxonomy places the organism in Eukaryota, Viridiplantae, Streptophyta, Magnoliopsida, Brassicales, Brassicaceae. The record is from RefSeq and is a predicted model, not a curated record.
ACGACUUUCUUAUCAUCAUUAAAGAUCUCUCUCCAUCCAUCUUCUUCUCCAACAUCGAAAAAUGGCUUCUCACUCUUUGACUCUCUUCUCUUCUUCUUCUACAUUUGCUCCCUUCUCCUCUCAUCAAAUUCACUCACCCAAUCUAUCUACCGUCCGUUUCCCCCGACCAAUCAAUACCAAACCCAAUCAUCACUCCCUCCGUUGUUCCGUCUCGAUCGAGAAAGAAGUCCCCGAAACGGAACGACCCUUCACAUUCCUCAGAGACUCUGACGACGAUUCCACUCACUCUUCUUCAGUCAGGGCUCGUUUCGAAGCCAUGAUUAGAGCUGCUCAAGACAGCGUCUGCGAGGCCAUCGAAGCCGUCGAAUCCGGUCCGAAGUUCAAAGAAGAUGUCUGGUCUCGACCCGGCGGAGGCGGAGGGAUCAGCCGCGUGUUGCAGGACGGGAAUGUGUUUGAGAAAGCUGGGGUUAAUGUCUCUGUUGUGUAUGGUGUUAUGCCUCCUGAAGCUUAUAGGGCUGCUAAAGGCUCUGCUUCUUCUGAUCAGAAACCUGGUCCUGUUCCCUUCUUCGCCGCCGGUGUCAGCUCGGUCUUGCAUCCCAAGAACCCUUUUGCUCCGACUCUGCAUUUCAACUAUCGAUACUUCGAGACUGAUGCUCCAAAGGAUGUUCCUGGAGCUCCGAGGCAGUGGUGGUUUGGUGGUGGCACUGACUUCACGCCAGCUUACAUCUUUGAAGACGAUGUCAAGCAUUUCCACACGAUUCAAAAGCAAGCGUGUGACAAGUUCGACCCUUCCUUCUAUCCCCGGUUCAAGAAGUGGUGCGAUGACUACUUUUACAUCAAGCACCGUGAUGAGAGACGAGGACUUGGAGGGAUAUUCUUUGAUGAUCUUAAUGACUAUGAUCAGGAAAUGCUUCUGAAAUUCUCCACUGAAUGUGCGAACUCGGUUGUACCGGCUUAUAUACCUAUAGUAGAGAAAAGAAAAGACAUGGAAUUUACAGAGAAGCACAAGGCAUGGCAACAGUUGAGGAGAGGGAGAUAUGUUGAAUUCAACUUGGUAUAUGAUCGUGGGACGACGUUUGGUCUAAAGACAGGAGGGAGAAUAGAGAGCAUUCUUGUCUCUCUUCCAUUGUCAGCAAGAUGGGAAUAUGACCAUAAACCGGAAGAGGGGACAGAGGAGUGGAAGCUAUUGGAUGCUUGUAUCAACCCCAAGGAGUGGAUAUAGCUUGUGGUGAGGGCUUGAGUGAGUUUGUUUUCAUUGUUUGAGUUUUGAGCAGCUUUAGAGAGAUUAGAGUAUUGAAGAGAUGGAUAAAGGGAUAGUUUGUAAGGUGAUUGUGUAUGUGAACAUGCGUUUGAAACGUUGUCGUUAUGUUUUAUAGAAUCCAAGCUUAAGACAA